Molecule: messenger RNA, 474 nt
Organism: Salvia hispanica
Lineage: Eukaryota; Viridiplantae; Streptophyta; Magnoliopsida; Lamiales; Lamiaceae
Source: RefSeq, a predicted model, not a curated record
AUGGAAGGAAAAGUAUCAAUAAAGGAGGAUGUAUAUAGUUUUGGGAUAAUGUUGCUAGAGAUGUUUAUGGGAAAGAAGCUGACAGAUGAUAUGUUUGGUGAUGAAAAAGUAAGGGUAAGUGAAGCACUAGAACAAAGUACAGCAAUUGAAAUGGAAGGAAAAGUAUCAAGAAAUGAGGAUGUUUAUAGUUUUGGGAUAAUGUUGCUAGAGAUGUUUACGGGAAAGAAGCCGACGGAUGAUUUGUUUGGUGAAGAAAUGAGCUUAAAAGUAUGGGCAAGUGAAGCAAUAGAACAAACUGCAGCAAUUGAAAUGGUGCAAACUACACUGUUAUCAAGUGAAGAUCAACAUUACUCUGCCAAGGAGGAAUGCGUUCUAUCAACAUUGGAAUUGGCGAUGAAAUGUUUAGCCAUUUCAGCAGAUGAAAGAAUCAACAUGAUUGAAGCAGCAACUGCUCUGCACAAAAUUCAUGCCUAG